Messenger RNA from Closterium sp. Naga37s-1, 1125 nucleotides. The record is from the annotation of a GenBank genome assembly. NCBI's taxonomy places the organism in Eukaryota, Viridiplantae, Streptophyta, Zygnematophyceae, Desmidiales, Closteriaceae.
AUGGCUCGGAUGACUCCAGUGGCCAUGCUGCUGCCAGGGCUGCGUGUGGCUCUCCUUCUCGGCGCUGCCAUCAGCAUCGUGCCACUUGCCAGGGAUGCCUGGCGUGAGUCCACAGCCAAGGAUGUGCCAUGCGACAACCAGCAGGUCAACCACCCUCUCAUGCUUCCCUCUGCAUCCCUCCCGCUUGCCAAUGUCAUUGCCACGUCUCAAAAUGUCACGAGCCUACCUCCCACUCAUGCCAAUGCCAUCGCCGCCUUCCUUCAGCAUGGCCACGCUCUCAACUUGCCUCUUCACUCCCUCCACACCCUGCCUCCAGUUUUUGUGCUGUAUUUCGUCAUCGCCACUCUGGUGGUACUCCUCUGGGGGAUGGGCGUGACCCACACGCAAGUCAGAGCAUGGGUGCAUCAGCAGGGCUUGGCUGUGACGGCUGGGCUGAUGCAUCAUGGAAUCUUCCCUCUGCUGCACAGCCUCGUGAAGUGUGCCUGUGUUGGGAUGCAGAGAACAGGCGAGGUCGUUUGGACUGUCAUAGCGAGUAUGGCCGGGACUCACGAGAUGAAAGAGGAGUUGGUGAUGAGCAUGAGGGUGAUUGCCGUGCAUCUAGAGAGGACACGAAUAGCGGACAUGAGGGAGAUGAUAGGGCAGGUGGAGGAGAGAGGGGGAGAGAUGGCAGCAGAAUUGGCAGCAGUGAGGAGGGAACUGGCUAAACAACGGGAUAUAGCUGAGAGGAGAGAAGCAGAUUUGAGAGAGCUGCGGGAGGAGGUGAGGAUGCGAGAGGAUGAGAUGAGAGCGGAGCUGGCAAGGAAGAGGGAGGAGAGGAGGGAGGUGCAGGAGAUGAAUUGGCCACGUGCCAUGGAGGAAUUGGCAGCCUGUAAGGAAUGGCAGACGAUUCAGGACAUGAAGAUGAAUAUCGAGCUGGAAAUCAGGCAGAGUGUGGGCGAUCGGAAGAAAGCACUGGAGGCAAUCAAGGCAGCAUCACAAGAAACCCAUCUGAACCUGAGCGAUCUCACCUGCCUCUCAGACGCCAUCCUCACCCAUGUGUCCACCAUGACUCAUCUGAAAAGCAUUGACUUGAACAAUAGCGCCUUCUCCCUACGGGGGGUUGGUUUCCUCCGGGGAUCUCCUUAA